Molecule: messenger RNA, 1325 nt
Organism: Racocetra fulgida
Lineage: Eukaryota; Fungi; Glomeromycota; Glomeromycetes; Diversisporales; Gigasporaceae
Source: the annotation of a GenBank genome assembly
AUGCCUACUGCUCGACCGCGUAAUAUUCCUGAUGCGAAACGAAAAGGAUAUGUUGACAAUAUUGAAGCUGUGGAAACGAAACUGAAGUUAAUUACUUUAUUUCGCGAAAAUAACAAUUAUAUACCUUUAACCAAAAUACCUUCCUAUUAUUUUGCAAGAUUUAAUAGAGCAUUAGUUUAUAUGGGCAAAUUUAUGAAUACAAUUUUAAGCCAACAUCAAACUAUUGAUUGUGGAAUCAUUGUUAGACUUAGUGAACCAUUACAACAAGAAAGGAAUGAUUCUCUUCCAUUUAACAACAGUUUUAAUCAACAAAGUGAAAAUUUUCAAGAAACAGAAAUUGAGGAUAAAGAACAUGAGAUAGAUAAACAAAAAGUAAGAAGAUGGUUAGAGGAAAUACAAACAGAGCGUGUGGAACUAAAUGUUGCUCAAACUGCAAAUGGAAUAAGCGCAUUUUCAUCUGAAUACGAUUUAUUAACCAACAAGUAUCGAGUACUUAACUUGGAUACUAAUACCUUUUGCUCUGCCGGUGCUUUUAUGCCAAAUGGCACAUUAAUUGAAACUGGUGGUGAUGUAAUCGUUGGCCAAAAUUGGCUUUUUAUGUCCGCUAAUAAAAAGGCACAAAUUUGGGAUUAUGUAUCUCAUACAGUAAUAAAAACAUUACCCGAUGUCCCUGGUUCUCCACGUACUUACCCAUUAACAGGAUCUGCUACAUUAUUACCAUUAAAUUAUACUGAUAACUAUGCUGCUAAGAUAAUAUUUUGUGGUGGUUCUUUUGAUUUGAAACCUGAAACUCCUGCUGAUGCUACUUGUGCAAGGAUCGAUUUAAGUAAAGAUAAUGCUACUUGGGAAACUGAAGAUUUUGGAAGUCCGGCUCAACCUCGUGUUAUGCCUGACGCUAUUUUAAUGCCUAACGGAAAAGUAUUGUAUAUAAAUGGUGCUGCUAGUGGAUUUGCUGGUUGGGAUCAAGGAUCAACUACUAAUAGACUUCAUUCGGCCCAAAACCCUAUAAAAACGCCAUUUCUUUAUGAUCCAUUGGCAAACAAUGGAUCACGAUGGACUACUUUAGCUGCGUCAACCAUAGUUAGAGUUUAUCAUUCAAAUGCUUUUCUAUUGCCAGACGGAACAGUCUUUGUGUCAGGAAGUAAUCCUAAUUCUCCUCCUUGUACUACGUGUGAAUAUCCAACAGAGUAUGGAUACGCCAUAGACGUUACAAUGCCACCUAAUGAAAAUAUAAUGCCUCCAGGAAAAAGUACCUAUUUAUAUGUUUUAUCUAAUGGUGUUCCAGCUGAUACUGCUGUUGAAGUUGACCUUAGAGCCGCUGAUAA